UCUGACACACCUAAAGUUACCACAGUGUGCGCGCUUACCCCAAUUCAUAUCACGCAGUACGUUUACAUGCACGUAGCCACAACCAUACCGAGUUUUUCAACGUGUUGCGACGACACCGUGACUCGCCUGCUACACCAUCUCAUCCACAGCUUUCAUCUUCAAGACGAAGAACUGAAAUUACGACAGUAUGGGCAUCUCUGGACGUAAUGCGGUGCUGCUGUUCACGGGAGGGCUGGACAUAGCAUUUGGUGUUAUCUUCAUUCUAUAUGGAGUAGAUUCGGUUAUCCUCUUUGCUCAUGGUGCCGUCGGUGUGACCAUGUGGGCCGGUAUUGGGAUUGUCAUGGUUGGCAUUGGAAACAUCCUCGCCGUUCUGACCGCCAGCAAAAAACGCAACCGUGAAUAUCUCAAUAUCAACUUUGGAUCCUUGCUGCUGAAUCUGACUGGCAUGAUCCUGGCCGCCUGUGUGAUUGGUUUCUACACCUGGGGGGCGUGGUCUGUCCUGACGAUUGGCCUCAGCAACACCAACACAGUGAAUGACAGGCUGAUCUCCAUAUACUCAAGCGUCAUCCUGAUGGCGGCCAUACUCUUCAUCGUCAGCCUGAUGGCCAUGUUCAUGGACUGCUGCAGCUACGCUCUCUUCGGGAGCGGUGGAGACUACUAUGGGCCACCACCACGCCCACGCUACUACGAUGGCCAAUAUGGGCCACCCCCAGCACAUAUCUACAAGCCAUAAAUGGCUACAGCACCAAGAAACACCCGUCAUCUGAACAGAGAACAACUGGAGAGUGGUCCAUAUAAAGCGUGGUGUUUCGUUUUGACCUCCAAGUCAACAAUGAAAAAGGGCAUAAAGAUGCCUCAUUAAAGCCCUUUUGUGAUUAAAAUCGGACACAAUAUGAGGGCGCUAUUAGGAAUGGCUAAAUUUGAGUCAGUACGAGUUUAACCACUUAAAUGGCGCCCUCUUAUUGUGUCCACCAUAUCUCUAGAAGGCUAUAAUUUUAUCAUGAGAUCCAUUUCCUGCAAACUCUUUUUUUUUAUCUUUUAAUACAAAAUGAUAUUUUCCCCCACUGCACUUGUUUUUCUAAUUUGUUUUAAAUCUUGCUUCGAAGGUUUGAUGAAAAGUUGGCAUCAUUUCAAAAAUAUGACGAUCACUGGUCAGUCUAAAUAAACUUUGCACAUUUUACUUACUUUUUAUUAUUAUUUUUUGUUAUUAUUUAAUCUUGAAAACUACAAAAUGUUACUGUUUUAAAUCAAAUCAGAGGUAUGGCUCCCUAUAUAAUUAUGUAUGAUUCUGACGUCUUUAUGACUUAGUCACCAAUCUAUUACAAUUUUGGGGAAAUCUUUAAGCCUAUCACACGUUUGAUACAAAUAUACCACAUGUGUCUUUCAAAGAUAUAAUACUGUUUGAAAUAGGUAUUGGGGAGUUGUCAGAACAUUUUAAGCUAUUUUAUAUACAUGUGUUUUAUAACUCCGAGGUAGAUUAAUUAGUUAUGGUUAGAUUUUUGGCAUCGUUAAAUGUUUACAUAGGUUUGAAAUCCACUUAAACAGACUGAAUGUAAAACAAAAGUAUACGUGGUUGUGGUUGUCAAUAUUAUUGUAUUUUUUAAUUUUUGAGAGCAGGGAUCAAUGUAAUAUUCUACAGUGAAAUUUAAUACAUCUUAUGUAAAAUUCCAAUAAGGUUUAAUAACUCGCUUUCCAUGUAUGUGUUCUGUAUACACAAAUCCAAAGUGUGUUUGAACGGCUGAUAUUUACAAAGAAAUGGCAGUCAUCGAAGUUGACACAACGGCACCGGCGCACGGUCAUUAGCGAGGUGUCCCACGAAUGUACAUUAGUCGAUUUUUUUUUUGAUUUGUGUAUACACCUUACAUUUUGUGUGAACCUAUUAAAACACAUUAUAAUCGGGUAACUGGUUGACUUAUAUGUUAAGGAUUAGAAGAAACACAGGAAUAACACUACAUGUAAUUACAUUUACUUCAAUGCUAAGAACACGGGUCAUCUACCGCCCAACGGUAAAUUUUGAACAGACGUCUGGGUGCAUGACCCUCUUGGACUAUACCGUCAUGGAUUUGUAUAUCUUGUCUGCUCCAUAGUAGUCUGCUCCCUUUGUCCCGUGAUAAACGAUGUAUCUUAAUCGAAUUAUGUAUAUACUAGUUUAAAGAUCAAUAUUUAAGGUAUAAAUACAAAGGUUUGAAUGUACGUAAUAGUAAGGUGAAAGGUAUCUUUUCCCUACAGUCUUAAAACACUUGAUAGAUUUGACUAGAACACAGUCCAACUGGUACCCGGCUGACUACAGCAAGGGUCAGCAGCCCCUGCUGGGUGCUAGUUUCCAACUGGUACCCGGCGGACUACUGCAAGGGUCGGCAGCCCCUGCUGGGUGCUAGUUUCCAACUGGUACCCGGCUGACUACAGCAAGGGUUAGCAGCCCUGCUGGGUGCCAGUUUGACUACUUUUUAGUCAACUUUAACUCAAGUGUCUUCUGAAUGUACAUCCCAUUCAAUCUUCAACUACAUUUUUGAGAGUUUAUACAAUCGGCAUGAACGUAUAGGCCUAGCAAGAAAACAAUAAUUUUUCACAAAACAUGUCAAAAAUAAUUAUCUUAGCUUGUGAGUAUUUCCGUUUACCUCAAUUAUGCUUUACUUAAUAUCUACGAUUGGCAAAAAAAAAUCAAAUUGUACACAAAACAUAAGUCAGUAUAUGGAUUGUAUUUUUCUUUUAGGUUAUACGACAAGACAUUUCACAAUUUUGGAGAUGCAUAACUUUUUAUAUAAAUAUAUUCUUGUAGUAAAACAAUAAAAAGGGGGAGUUGACUUUCAGAAGUAAAAAA
Messenger RNA from Patiria miniata (bat star), 2821 nucleotides. RefSeq lists its product as uncharacterized. The transcript has 6 exons. The coding region runs from base 188 to 733 and encodes 181 amino acids. NCBI's taxonomy places the organism in Eukaryota, Metazoa, Echinodermata, Asteroidea, Valvatida, Asterinidae. The record is from RefSeq and is a predicted model, not a curated record.